Molecule: messenger RNA, 225 nt
Organism: Gongylonema pulchrum
Lineage: Eukaryota; Metazoa; Nematoda; Chromadorea; Rhabditida; Gongylonematidae
Source: the annotation of a GenBank genome assembly
AUGGGGCUACUGGCGCUGGUUCCAAACAAGUCGUGCAAUCUUCGAGCCGACAAGCUUCGUUCGCUAAUGGACGUCAACAGGGAACAAUUGUGGGACACGAAGAGCAACGGCAAAAGUUUCCGACACCGGGAAUGGCAGUCGGUCAGGAGUUCAGUCAGCACAACGCAAAAGGUGUUCCUCAGUACAGUGCACAAGGGCUUCCCACCAGGUGAUUUACUAAUCUGA